UUUUUUAAGCCCUAGAAGCCGUUGACGUGGGGCAAUGAUGUGGACAAAGAAAAGCUUAUCAUCAGCUUUUCCACGCCACCUACUGUCUUCAUGGCGGCUUUGUCACAUUGAUAGAGGUCAAGAGCCAAAUUUUCUUACACCCUUUAGCCCUUUAUAUAUGUAUAAGCCAAGCUCCUUCCUUCUCCGAUCAACCCAUAGCCCUUCUUCUGCCGACCUUUAACCACUCGCCAUCUUUUUUUCAUGGCCACCCAAGAAGUGGGUAUCAAGCUCUUUGGCACUACUAUUACGUUACAUGCUAGACAAAUCAAAGAAGAUCAAAAUAAUCAAGAAAAUCCAUCGCCUGAAAAGAGGCCGGAGAAGAUCAUCUCAUGCCCUAGAUGUAAGAGCAUGGAGACUAAAUUUUGUUACUUCAACAACUAUAACGUUAACCAGCCUAGGCAUUUCUGCAAGGGCUGCCAGAGAUACUGGACAGCAGGUGGGGCUCUUCGUAAUGUUCCCGUUGGUGCUGGUCGCCGGAAAAAUAAGCCGCCUUGCCGUGGUGGACUUGGUGGGUUUCCUGAAGGAUGCUUGUAUGAUGGUUCAGGUGAUGUGCAUCAGAUUGAGCUGGAUAGUGGGCUGCUGCUUAAGGAGUGGCUCUUGGUCGCCGACGACGGUUCCCGGCAUGUUUACCCCAUGAAGCGUCGGAGGAGAAGUUCAGGUUGUCAAACUUCUUGAUUUUGACAUUUUGUCUUUAUCAUCAUCAUGCAGGAGAAAUCAACAUGAAGCUCAAUGAGCACUCAUAUUUGGAUGUUGAGAGAUGGAGCUGACCACCGAGAUUGAUGUAAAAUAUCAGUAGGUCCAGAUCAUCAUCAGAGGAUAUGAUCCCAUUCGAUCAAAUUUUGAGGCUAUGGAGAUUCAUCUAAAGAUGCAGAUGAAUCUAUCAAUACCAGCAGAUUGAAUUGAUAGACUCUACCAAUUCAUUAUGAUUGUUAAUCAAGAAAAAAAAAAAAAGAAAAACUCUCAUCAGAACUCCUUUUGUAGAUAUGAUUAUGCCUAAAGAAAAAUUGAUAUUGUUACUGGAGCCUUGUAAUGCAAUUUUUACAGGUCAAAAUAAAAAUAUUAAAUAUUAUAAAUAUUAAA
This is a messenger RNA of Manihot esculenta (cassava), 1119 nucleotides long. Its product is annotated as dof zinc finger protein DOF1.5. Gene Ontology annotation, biological process: regulation of DNA-templated transcription. NCBI's taxonomy places the organism in Eukaryota, Viridiplantae, Streptophyta, Magnoliopsida, Malpighiales, Euphorbiaceae. Gene Ontology annotation, molecular function: DNA binding; DNA-binding transcription factor activity. The transcript is spliced from 2 exons. The record is from RefSeq and is a predicted model, not a curated record. Bases 241 to 714 code for a protein of 157 amino acids.